AUGAUUCGCCUUUUUGUGCUCCUCAUUCCCUUGGCCUUGGAAGUGAGAGGAGCCUGCAAUCGCGUGCCACAGGCAGCCACCGGCGAGAGAUCCGCUGUAGAUGAUAACUUUAAGAUCCUGAUAGACGGCAAUCCCGCCACCUACGUGCCAGAGCAUCAGUACAAUGUAUCCCUAUCCUGUCCCAUCAACCUAAAGUUUGUGAGCUUCACAUUGGUCAUCGAGGCGGAGGAUCAGUCAGCAGUUCUCAGUGGCCUGGAUAUGACUGGUCACUUUGAGCUGCUGGGCACCACGGACACCAGAUUCAGUGUGGGCUGCGAGAACAUGGUGGAGAGCACCAACACAAACGCCAAGACCCACAUAGAGGUCUCUUGGAUAGCACCACGUCAUCCCGACAGCGGCUGUGUCUUGAUCAAGGCGGGUGUGGUCCAGCAUCGCGAUGUUUGGUUUCUGGACGAUGGCUUCCUGACCAAGCGCAUAUGUCCCGAGGAAAUUGAUGAGCUGAAUAGCUUGACUCCGCCUUUGGAAAAUUGCUGUGCCUGCGAUGAAGCCAAAUAUGAGAUCGUUUUGGAGCGCAAGUGGGCCAGGAAUACGCAUGCCAAGGACUUUCCUGCCGAAGCCUGGCGCACUCGCUUGGGUGAGGUGAUUGGGGCUUCGCACAGUCACAGCUACCGCUACUGGGCUUAUGGAGGCAGAGCUAGCCAGGGCAUGAAGGAGAUGGCCGAGCAUGGUGCCACUCGCACCCUGGAGAAUGAGAUAAGAGAAAACACUCAGAAUGGCGAUGUGAGGACCAUAAUCAAGGCUCCGGGCAUUGCUCACCGCCUGAAUGCUUAUGGCACCACCCUGGCCAAUGCUCGUGUGGAUCCUAUGCAUCACCAAAUCUCGCUGGCUGCCAAGAUUGAUCCCUCACCCGACUGGAUACUGGGCGUGGCUGGACUAGAGCUGUGUCUGAGCAACUGCACGUGGCUGGAGCGGAAGGUGUUGAAUUUGUAUCCCUGGGACAUUGGCACCGACUCGGGGCCUUCCUAUAUGUCCGCCGAUCAACCUCAGAUUCCUCCUGAUGUGGUACGCCGCAUUACAUCAUCUUACCCCAGCGAUUAUCGUUCGCCAUUUUACGAUGACACUGGCGCUUCCAUGAAGCCUCUGGCUACGCUUUACUUGACCAGGAAGAAGCUCUACAUCCGGGAGUGCGAAGAGGCUAUCCAGGAGGGACCCCUAGAAUGCGCUGUGCAUCCCUGGAACGAAUGGACCAACUGCAGCACGCGUUGCGGUCAAGGUUACUCCCAGCGCUUUCGUAGCUAUAAAAAUCCCCAACUGGCAGCCAACUAUAACUGCCAACAGCGCUUGGAUGAGAUGCGUCAGUGCCAGGGUACCCAAUGCGGACCAGCAGAGGAGGAGUUCGAAGCUGGAGAGGCUGGCCAGGGCAUCGAAAAUUCCAACUCCAUGGCAGAAUGCCAGCUUAGCAACUGGAGUGAGUGGUCGCCCUGCUCCAAGACCUGCGGCAGGGGGUCAUCCACACGCAGCCGGGAUUACCACAAUCCGCAGGCCAGGCAGCGGUGCUUGUCCGUAAUGAGACUGCCAAUGGAGGAGACCAGGGAGUGCAUGGGUUCCGAUUGUGGAGGAACCAUACCUGACAAUGGCGAACUGGACGCUCUACCCGAGCCAGGCUUGGAUCAGGAUGGUUACGAGGCUCAGCGGCCUGCUUGGAACAACAGGCAGGGAAACUCCUAUACCGGAUCAAGUGGAAACCAGGCCUGGAACAGAAAGGGUUUGAAUAGUGACAGCAGCUUCAAUAGAUCACCCUACAAUACAAUGGAUAGCUCACAGGACACUCCAAACUCUGCCUAUGGCAAGGUAGAGAAUCAGCAAAGACCAGCAUAUAAUCUGGGAGAUAGCAGAGGAGGAACCUAUGACACCAAUCGUGGUGUGCCUGGCUAUCCUUCCCUGAAUUCCUACAGCAACGAUAAACUAGUGGGCAGCAGACCCGGUGGUUACAGUGAUUACAACAACGAGUACACAACUCCCAGAUUCCGGCCGGGAUUUACCACACGCUCUCCAUACGGGGGAAGGUAUCCCAGUCAGCAGCAGGAACCUGAGGACUCUACCAGAGACACCGGAAACGGCAAUGGCUACAAUGUGGUGCAGGACUACUGCUUCGAGAAACCCUUUGCCUCCACCCGUCCCUGCCUGGCCAAUCCGGUGGUGGUGAGCAACUACUGGUUCUACGACCACGAAGAGCACGAAUGCAAGAUCUUCACCACGGACAACUGUGAUGAGAAUAAGAACCGCUUCCGUUCGUUGAUGGCCUGCGAGGGCACUUGUCUGCAGCCGCAGAUGAACAUGGAGCACUCUGAGAAUGAUGCCAUGGAUCUGUAUGGAGGAGGAACUUAUGGACAAACGGGAGAAGGAUCUUAUGGACAAACGGGCGGGAGAUCAUACGGCUCAGGUUCUUAUGGGCAAGCAGGAAGUUCUUAUGGACAAACAAGGGGUAUAUCUUACGGAGCACAAGCUAAUUCUUAUGGAGGUUCUUACGGACAAACAGGAGCUUCUUACGAGCAAGCAGGAAAUUCUUACGGACAAACAGAAGGUUCUUAUGGACAACAAGCAGGUUCUUACGGACAAACAGAAGGUUCUUAUGGACAACAAGCAGGUUCUUACGGUCAAGUAGGAAGUUCUUAUGGAAAAACAGAUAGCUCUUACGGACAAACAGCAGGUUCUUACGGACAAGGGGGAACUGGGCCAUUUGGAGAUGCCGCUUACGAAUCACAAUUUAGCGAAGCAGCUGGUGACAUCGGGGAACCCAUGUCGCAGACCAGAAGCAGAUAUGAUUCAACCAGACGUGGUCGUUAUGGAGGUUGA
Molecule: messenger RNA, 2856 nt
Organism: Drosophila kikkawai
Lineage: Eukaryota; Metazoa; Arthropoda; Insecta; Diptera; Drosophilidae
Product: spondin-1
Biological process (GO): cell adhesion
Cellular component (GO): extracellular matrix
Molecular function (GO): serine-type endopeptidase inhibitor activity
Source: RefSeq, a predicted model, not a curated record